ACACUGGUGGCAAAAUGCACGUUGAGCAGCAGCAACAAAAGGUAAACAAGGCCAAAAAGGUGGAUAAAAAGCAACGACGAUGUCUGGCAAUCAUCAAAAGCGACUGCGAAGUGAUCCCUAGCGAGGACCCCACCACCUAUCUGGCGAUCCUCAACGUGGGACUCAGCAAUGGACUCACCGAGGAGUGUCUACUUCAGGCGGCGGCCGGCACAGGUGGCAAAGUCACCGAGGUGGUUAUGUUACCGGGUAAAUCGUACUGCUUCCUGGUCUGCGAUACUCUAGAGGAUGCGCAGGCCAUAUACCAGGGAAUGCACAACGUCUCCAACAUAGGACAACAGGGAGCUGUUGCCUACCUCAGUUACGUCAUGGGAUUGCCCGCCCUGGCAAGGAAGAACGACUGGAAUAGACCCUUGCCCAGUGGACUCUUGGUGCUUCCCGACUUUGUCAGCGAAGAGGAGGAAUUAAUGCUUUUGCGGUCCAUUUCUGAGGAUGGGCGAGCCUCUGAGGGAAGUUUAAAGCACAGAAAUGUGAAGCACUUUGGGUUCGAGUUUCUUUACGGCGUCAAUAAUGUGGAUCCUGCAAAGCCCCUGGAGCAAUCAAUACCGUCGGCAUGUGAUAUACUUUGGCCACGUCUUGAGAGCUCCGCUUCCAAGUGGGACUGGAGUACGCCGGACCAGCUGACGGUGAAUGAAUACGAGCCGGGCCAUGGCAUACCACCUCACGUGGACACACACAGUGCAUUUUUAGAUCCCAUUCUCUCGCUGUCCUUGCAAUCCGAUGUGGUGAUGGACUUCCGGCGCGGAGAGGAGCUGGUUCAGGUGAGAUUACCACGUCGCUCCCUGCUGAUCAUGUCCGGAGAAUCUCGCUAUGACUGGACGCAUGGCAUCAGGCCAAAGCACAUCGAUGUGGUGCCAAGUGCUUCCGGAGGUUUGACCACUCAGGCUCGCGGCAAGAGAACUUCUCUUACUUUCCGGCGCCUGCGAAGAGGACCCUGCUCAUGUUCAUAUCCCACGCUCUGUGACACGAGACAAACCAAAGCUCCAGAGGAGCUAUCCCUCACUCUGGCUGCUCAGGCUGUCAGCCUGGAGCAGCGAAAUGUCCACGAGGUGUACGACAAGAUAGCAGUUCACUUCAGUGAAACGCGGCACUCGCCUUGGCCCCAAGUAGCCGAUUUCCUCAACUCGUUUCAUCCCCAGUCUGUGGUGCUGGACGUAGGUUGCGGCAAUGGCAAGUAUCUGGGAUGCAAUCCUCAGCUCCUGGCCAUUGGUUGCGAUCGCGCCCAAGGUCUGCUCGCAGUGGGACGUCAGAAGGGGCAGAAUGUCUUUCGGUGCGACUGCCUGAGUGUGCCAGUGCGCUCUGCCAGCAUUGAUGGCUGCAUUAGUAUAGCUGUUAUCCAUCACCUGGCCACUGGAGAGCGUCGGCUGGCCGCUCUUCGUGAGAUGGCACGCCUCCUGCGACCUGGUGGCCGCGCUUUGGUCUAUGUUUGGGCCAAGGAUCAGCGAAAGAAUGACAAAAAGUCCGCAUACCUUCGGCAAAACAAAGCUGUUAAUAAGGAGCGUACCACCGAACAGGAGCAGCGUCAGAAGCAGCAACAACAACAACUGGAGCAGCAGGUACCAAAUGACACCCCGCUGCCCGUGCACACCAAUCGCACAGAGUUCCAGCAGCAAGAUGUCUUGGUGCCCUGGAAGACCAAGGAUGAGCAAAAGACUACUUUCUUGCGUUACUAUCAUGUCUUUGAGGAACAGGAACUGGAGAAUCUGGUGUCGCAGCUGCCGGAGGUGCGAAUAGUUAGGAGCUACUACGACCAGGGCAAUCACUGUGUGAUCUUCGAGAAGAAAGACAAAUAGGUAUAUAUAUGUAAUUCGUUUAUUUGAUUUCAAAAAAUACACAUUCACACACAGUUUUUCUUUUGUUUGUUUAGUGUUUUUGCCAUUUAGCGAAUUGAACGUAAACUAAAACUUAGUUAAGCCUACUGUCGACGACGUCCCAUCCGUGCGGAUGUGGUGUUUCUGUUUAUUGUAGCUUUGGACCAUAAAUUGACAAUUCCUUAAUAACAACGUUUUGUGUUCCACUGAAGAGUAUUUCCAGUUGGUGUAGGUACAAGUGCGGUGUGUAUGUACAUUUGUAUUAUUUCCAUUCUUUCAUUGUUCUUGGAUAGUUUUGGAUUGAUAGAUUGAUAGAUCGAUAGUGUCGUAACGAGUAGGUGGAUAGAUAGAUAGAUAAAAUUUGAAGUAUCAUAACUAAAAUGUAUAGAGACUACCUAAAUCAGUGAGUGGGAGCAAUCUGGAGCGGGAGUGGUGCUUUUCUGGAGCUUCCUAAGAUAAUAUAACUCCCAUAUAUCUUCAUUCUUCUGUAUAGGGUAAACUUCAAACUACAGAGACACAUCUACACGGUCCUUAAAAACACACUUAUAAGUCAUCCAGGGCACUUACUUACUCGACAAGAACCCUACUUCUAGUUAAUAUUCUUUUAAUGGGUCGCUUACUGCUAAUUAUGGACUACGGUUUACAGUUUCAAACGUUUCGCUUUGGUCGUGGGUACAGUAGAGUAUCUGAUAUGUUAGCAAGUAACAUUUUGGACUAUGUGAUUUCGUCUUAAGAUUACAAGAGCUAACUAUAUAUAGCGGGUGUCCUAAUAUCUCUAAGGUACGUACGCAUUAGGGUCCUGCAUGAGCCACAGUUAAAGGUCAAGUAAAUCAAAUUCAAAUGUUUGCAGAUGGUUAGAAUUUUAAAAGCUAUCUGUUGGUUUUAACUUUCUUUAAAUUAGCUUGUUUAAAAUCAUAUAAACCUUGAAUUGAAACGAAUAAAUUUGACUUUAGUCGAUUUAACUUGGUUAAUAUGGAAUAAAUUUGCUUUGAAUACAUUUGAUCAAUUAUAUGAAUAAUAAAUAAAUGUAAUUUUAAUGAAAUGAACUUGAUUUGAAUAAACUCUUGUUGUAGCGAAUAAUAUUCGAAUAUAAAUAGCUUAUUUAAAAACGAAUUAACUCAUUUUAAAUUGAGUGAACUCGAUUUAAUCAAUUAAUUUAUAUGAAUUAUUAUUCAAAUCA
Molecule: messenger RNA, 3048 nt
Organism: Drosophila kikkawai
Lineage: Eukaryota; Metazoa; Arthropoda; Insecta; Diptera; Drosophilidae
Product: tRNA (carboxymethyluridine(34)-5-O)-methyltransferase ALKBH8
Biological process (GO): tRNA methylation; tRNA wobble uridine modification
Cellular component (GO): cytoplasm; nucleus
Molecular function (GO): S-adenosylmethionine-dependent methyltransferase activity; tRNA binding; tRNA (5-carboxymethyluridine(34)-5-O)-methyltransferase activity
Source: RefSeq, a predicted model, not a curated record